Arabidopsis lyrata subsp. lyrata is the source of this 1060-nucleotide messenger RNA. Its product is annotated as COP9 signalosome complex subunit 7. Gene Ontology annotation, cellular component: COP9 signalosome. The transcript has 9 exons. Bases 77 to 859 code for a protein of 260 amino acids. Lineage: Eukaryota; Viridiplantae; Streptophyta; Magnoliopsida; Brassicales; Brassicaceae. The record is from RefSeq and is a predicted model, not a curated record.
CAGAAAAAGAGAAAAGUUAGAAGAAAGAAAUCGGAUUUUCCAGAAAACCCUAAACCACCGGGAAUCGAUUCGGAAGAUGGAUAUCGAGCAGAAGCAAGCCGAGAUCAUUGAUCAGCUCGUCAAGCGAGCUUCUACUUGCAAACCCGAGGCUCUCGGUCCUCUCAUCAUCGAAGCCACAUCGCAUCCUUCUCUCUUCGCCUUCUCCGAGAUUUUGGCUCUACCCACUGUUGCCCAGCUUCAAGGAACCACAGAUUCUGUGUACCUGGAUGUGCUACGCUUGUUUGCCCAUGGCACCUGGGGUGACUACAAAUGCAAUGCUUCCCGUAUUCCUCAGUUGUCCCCUGACCAAAUUCUCAAGCUAAAGCAGCUCACUGUGCUCACCCUUGCUGAGUCUAACAAGGUUUUGCCCUAUGAUACACUCAUGGUCGAGUUAGAUGUUACCAAUGUUCGCCAACUCGAGGACUUUCUUAUCAAUGAAUGCAUGUACGCGGGUAUAGUUAGAGGAAAACUGGAUCAGUUAAAAAGAUGUUUUGAGGUUCCGUUUGCAGCUGGUAGGGAUCUAAGGCCAGGACAACUAGGGAAUAUGUUAGACACAUUGUCCAGCUGGUUGAACACGUCAGAGAAUCUGCUCAUUUCAAUUCAAGACAAGAUCAAAUGGGCGGACAGUAUGAGUGAGAUGGACAAAAAACAUCGUAAGGAAGCAGAAGAAGGGGUGGAAGAAGUGAAGAAGUCUCUGUCCAUGAAGGGGGAUGUUGACAUCAGAGGGAAUAAGGAGAUGUUUGGGGAACCUAGUGGAGUGAUGGACUACGAAGAAGAUGGGAUCCGACCAAAGAGGAGGAGGCAUCCGGUAACAAGGUAGAGGAGCGAGCGAGAGCAAAUGGUCAGUGUGGACUGACAUUCCAUUUACCGAGAGUAGAUUAUGAUGAUUUUGAUGGCGGAUCUUUCAACUUGUAUAAAAUCCUCUGUUCUCUCUCACAAUGACCCCUUGUUAUGUUUGUUUUCCCUCUCUCAGUAGCAAAUUGACUUCUUAUUAUAUUAAAAAAGGCCUUGAAUCUAGUAA